UAGACUACCUUCAUUACCUCCUAAGGUUUUCAAACAAAGAAGAAAGCUUUCAACGAAAUGGAAUGUGUAGAAGACAGAGAAGAGGAGAUUCUGAAUUUUAAAUGGAGAUUUACGAUGAAGAAAAAUAGGAGAUGGAGAAAAAAUUGAAAUAAUUUAGUUAGUAUGACAAAGAAAUUCCCCAUUGAGGUGUAUUUAAGAAUUUGUUGGAGGAGCUGCUACAAGUAAUAUGGGUAAUGGAGAGAAAUGAAAUCGUAAGGAUAAAGGAGAUGAAGUCAUGUGGAGAGAGCCAGCAAUGAGGAUGAGUGAGCUCUGCAGGAAAUUAGUAGUGUGUAUUGGUGCUUUGCCAGAAAUGUUCUUUAAAUGAACUAAGAAUUACUGUGAGACUGGACAUUAAGUAAGUCCUAGCUUAAUCGAAGAGCUGAGGGCCUGAAGCCCAGACCAGUGAUUUGGUUUCUAUCAUCUUCAGGCAGUGGUUGAAAGUCAGUCAAUCAAAUGAUUUUUCUGAGGACCUGUUAUGUGCAACACAUCAUACCAAGCAUUGAGGAAAGUAUAAUAGAAUUAGGAGUCGUGAUCUCUGUCCAAUAGGAGCUAAUAAUGUAGCAGGGAAGAUAGAUGAAUAGGAUGUAGAAAAAGUGAAUAGGGGUUAGUGCUUAUCUAAAAUUAGUUCUUACAUAAUUGUGUAUGCAAGCUAUGUAACAGGUAUGAAGAGUAAUUGAUUGCUGCAAUUGAUUGAAGUGGUAGUUGGAGCAGUCUUAUAUUGUACAUUCCAAGCUUUUAGUACACUGCUCUGCACAUAGUAAGCAUUCAAUAAAUACUAUUGAAUUAUGAGCCCCAUGUGGGCCAGGAACUAGGUUCCCUCUUCUUAUCUUUAUCUAGCCAGGAGGAUGGCACAUUGCUGGGAACAUAGUAAGUGCUUAACGUUAUUAUUCUCAUUGUUAUUAUUAUUAUUAUAAUUAUCAUCAUCAUUAUAUGGGUAGAUGACAAACUGACGAGAGAAAGAUCUUCUGACUGAGUCCUUAUGGACAAGAUGUGAUUUCAGAAGGGCUCUAAAGAUAGAGGGCAACGUGAUCUGGCCAAUUUGAUGGGGAAGGGAUUUCCAGACAAAAGGGGUCUUCAAAAGCUCUUCAUGUUCUCCAGUCUUUCCAAUCUUUGGUUUCUACAGGAAUUCUACUCCUACGGGCCUCCCAACGCUACAGUGUUGAUGGUGUAGUUCAUUUUCUUCCCACAUAACAGGAGGACAGUAAAUGGCCAACGGAAAUCGCACCGUUCUGAGUGAAUUCAUUCUGUCUGGAUUAACAAGUGAUCCACAGUUACGGAUCCCCCUCUUCAUGCUGUUCCUCCUCAUCUAUAUGGUCACUCUUCUGGGGAAUCUGCUCAUCGUUUUAAUCAUUAGAGUCAGUUCGCAACUUCACACGCCCAUGUACUUUUUCCUUAGCCACCUGUCUUUCUCUGACUCGUGUUAUUCAUCGUCCGUCACCCCUAAGAUGCUGGCAAAUUUCUUAUUGGACAAGAAAACCAUUUCUUACCCAGAAUGUGUGGCGCAGUUCUGUGUUGCGGCUACAUUUGGAGUAGUGGAGUAUUGCCUUCUGGCAGUGAUGGCUUAUGAUCGAUACGUAGCCAUCUGUAAACCCCUCUUAUACAUAGUCUGCAUGCCUCAGAGGCUGUGUGCUUCACUGGUUACUGCUUCCUACCUGGCCAGCUGCCUGAAUACUGUGGUCUACACAGCUAAUGUAUUUAGUUUGACGUUCUGCGGACCUCCUGAAAUUAAUCACUUCUACUGUGACGUCCCCCCUUUGUUGAAGCUGUCCUGUUCGGACCCCGGGCUUGCCCAAGUCCUUCCUGCUGCAACCAUGGCCGUCAUUAUGCUGGUUACGGUGCUGACGACACUGAUAUCUUAUGUGUACAUCCUGCCGGCUAUUCUUAAAAUACAGUCCUCUGGAGGAAGGCAAAAAGCCUUCUUCACCUGCUCCUCUCACCUAAUGACAGUCACUUUAUUCUACGGUACGACAAUGUUUAUUUAUCUGCUGCCCAGUUCUAGCUUCUCAAUGGAUCAGAAAAAGCUGGUGUCCGUGUGCUAUAUGAUAUUGAUUCCCAUGCUGAACCCAAUGAUCUAUAGUCUGAGGAACAAAGAGGUGAAAGAUGCCCUGUGGAAGGUUCUGGUCAGGGAACGUAUCGGUUAA
Messenger RNA from Ornithorhynchus anatinus (platypus), 2180 nucleotides. Its product is annotated as olfactory receptor 502-like. Lineage: Eukaryota; Metazoa; Chordata; Mammalia; Monotremata; Ornithorhynchidae. The record is from RefSeq and is a predicted model, not a curated record. The coding region runs from base 1245 to 2180 and encodes 311 amino acids. The transcript has a single exon. Gene Ontology annotation, biological process: G protein-coupled receptor signaling pathway; sensory perception of smell. Gene Ontology annotation, molecular function: odorant binding; G protein-coupled receptor activity; olfactory receptor activity. Gene Ontology annotation, cellular component: membrane.